Symbiodinium necroappetens is the source of this 576-nucleotide messenger RNA. The record is from the annotation of a GenBank genome assembly. Lineage: Eukaryota; Dinophyceae; Suessiales; Symbiodiniaceae.
GCUGGUCGAUGGAGCGCUGGCGAGAUCUCUCGCGUAGACCUGCAGCGACAGGAGGUCUCCGUGGAGUACGAAAACAGAGUGAAAACAGUGAAAAUGGCAGCACCAGACCUUGAAAAAUACUUCCGUCAGAAACAGGAAGACGUGCCGAGCUCACCCACGACACCUGCUUCCGAAACUCCACAAAACGGGGAGCAAGGUCUUCAAAACCACGCUCCCGCGAUGCCAGUGGCUGCUCCAACCACAGCUGGUCUGCAGCCAGAAGCCGUUCCUGGUGCUGUUUCUGGUGCCGGCGUGAGGCAAAUUCCCGUCGCCGUUGCUCAACCAUCUCAGCCACAGUACCAGGCGGUGUUGAAAAGAGAAAUCACACCCCAGACGGGACUGAUGCCAGUUGCAGCCUUGCCCGCACAAGUUGUGUCUCCUGGGUGCAUCACUUACACAGCGCCACAGGGUUUUACCUACAGAGUCGAAGCUCCAGUUGCGCAGUGGGCGGGGGCGCCUGCCAAGCCGCAGUUUUCGCCAGCCUACGCGGUUGCCACGCAUCCUGCGCCAGCUUGGGCGACAGGACGACCUGCCUAG